GAGAUGGCGGAGGAGUUGGUACAGAGUGAGAAGCUGCUGUCCCUGGACCCGAAGCUGCAGGAGGAUUUCCAGCAGAAAGUGCAUGAUAUCAGGCGGAAACGCAAGGCCAAUGCCCUCACUCCAGGGGUGAUAUACAUUGGGCACAUUCCCAAGUCAUUGAUUGAGCCGCAGCUGCAGGAGUAUUUCAACCAGUUUGGCACAGUUACCCGGCUGAGGCUGUCCAGGAGUAAGAAGACAGGGAACAGCAAGGGAUACGCGUAUGUGGAGUACGAGUGUGAUGAAGUGGCUAAAAUCGUUGCCGAUACAAUGAAUAAUUAUCUGUUCUGUGAGAGACUGCUGAAAUGUGAAUUUGUGACCCCGGAGAAAGUCCACCCCCGGCUCUUUAUUGGCUGCAACACCAGGUUUCGUAAGCCAACAAAGCCAGCGGUAACGAGGUACAACAGUAAGCGCAACAAGGAGGAAGUAAAGAAGAUGACCCAGCGAAUGAUCUCGAAGGAGUAUAAAUUGAGGAAACGACUGGCAGAGAAGGGGAUCGACUACGACUUCCCAGGAUUUGCGGCACAUAGAGAGAUGAGAAAAGAGCUGACAUGUGAUGCCAACACGUCUGUGAGUAGUCAGGAUCCCACCCCCGUCUGUACCCCAACAGUGCUGGAGAGGAGAAAAUCUGUCCGACUGGAGCAAAUUGAAGAUGAGGAGGAGGAUGAUGAUGAGGUUGUACUGAAAUUGCCCCAGAGAGAUGACGAGGUUGUGGUGAAGCUGCCACAGAAAGUCUCAUCAGCUGCAAAGAGGCAGAAAAUCUCCAAAUUGGGGAAGAAAACAAAUAUAAAGGAGCUGAAAUGAUAAACUGUGUAAAUUCCCCAUCCCCAUGUAUCAUAAUGCAAGGACACCACAACAAUGUGUCACAUGUGCACUUGUUCCUCCCGUCUCUUUGGCUCCUCCUACAAGUGGUGUCAUUCUCCAGUGGACUGAAAUUCUGGGGUUAUGGUAGUCCAUAGCCUGUAGUAUUUUCCCUUCUGGAGGCUGCAGCACAGUAUAUUGCCCUCUAUUGGAAACCUGUAUAAUACCUUGUAUUUCCAUUCUGUGGCCCCCAACAGCUUGGCAGUAAGUAGACUGCUCCUUGUUUGCUCCCUCACAGACAUAGGUGGAAUCAUUAGUGAGGGGCGUAGUUGUAUGUGCCAAUUGUUUUAUAAAGACAGUGUCUCAGGCCUGUAGUGCUAAUUGUGCAGUCAGAUUUACCAACUUAAUAAAUACCUGUUCGCACAUUGUGUGUUUUUGGCUGAUGCACUAUACAUUUAAAAUAUGUUUUGGAAUUGAAUUCUACUAAAAACUGCAUGUUCAAGCAUUUUGAGCAACAAUAAUAAAACGUUCCAAAAACA
This is a messenger RNA of Xenopus laevis (African clawed frog), 1376 nucleotides long. It is a transcript of the gene nifk.S, whose product is annotated as nucleolar protein interacting with the FHA domain of MKI67 S homeolog. The record is from RefSeq and is marked provisional. NCBI's taxonomy places the organism in Eukaryota, Metazoa, Chordata, Amphibia, Anura, Pipidae. The transcript is spliced from 6 exons. Gene Ontology annotation, molecular function: nucleic acid binding; RNA binding. Gene Ontology annotation, cellular component: nucleolus. The coding region runs from base 4 to 840 and encodes 278 amino acids.